GGCGACAGUGCAUUUCUUUGAAUUUUACAUUUUCUGCUCCGAAGGAUUUGCAUGUCGGGAAGUUUUUAAGUGUGACGUGGAAAGUUAAUUUAGUUAUUUUGCUCGGACAUUUUUAUUAUGAUAAAAUAUUUAAUGUGCGGACUAGUGUUUGGGCUGUAUUGACACAGUAGACUACUGUUAGGCUACAUUCACACAGCGUUUAUUCGCGGUUCACAGACGACCUUUUUCUUUUUCUUUUAAUUUUUAAAAAUUUUUGGACUGUCAUGUCGCUGGCACCAAAAUGUUUGUGAUUAAUAGCGAGGAGAAUGUGGCAGAGGGAGCUAAACUCUGCAGCGUCUGAACUGGCGGGUCGACAAGAGGAGAGUGAACAUUCCCACAAGCACCUGGUAGAGCUGAGCAGAGAGUUCAAGAGAAAUGUCCCUGAGGAAGUCCGGGAGAUGGUGGCACCUGUUCUCAAGAGUUUCCAAGCCCAGGUGGUUGCUCUGAACAAGCGCAGUAAGGAGGCAGAGUCUGCGUUCCUGGGAAUCUACAAACAGCUUAUCGAGGCCCCAGAUCCCGCUCCUGUGCUGGAGGCCUCACAUUCCCUGGAGGAAAGACUGCAGCAGCUUCAGAGUUCAGCCCCAGACAGCGAGGCCCUGGUACGAGAGAUCAGUGGGCACUGGAAGAAACACCUGGAGUGCCUUGAAAAGACAGAGCCCGCAGAGGACGAUCAGGCAAUCUCAGACACAGCAGUGAAUAAAGAGGCCCCACAAUCCAGCCCUCCAGCCUCCCAGAUGACCCCAAACAGCAUCCCGGCUCCUGGGGCCCCAGACUCCCCACAGCGGAACCACCGGGAUCGUGCUAAUGAUGGCGGGGAGGAGGAGGAGAGCGCUGAUGUUAGCAUGGCUGACAGACUAUCAGAGGCCGAGGAGAAGAUCAAAGUUCUGCAUUCAUCUUUGAACACUGCACAGACAGAGCUGCUGGAGCUGCGGUGUAAAUACAACCAGGAGAUGACGAACAAGGCGGAGGAGGUCGACGGCAUCAUGGCGAGUCUUGAGAAAGCAAACCAGAGAGCGGAAAUGGCUCAGAGGGAAGUGGAAAGGCUAAAGGAACAGCUAUCCAGUGGCCACAGCAUCACCGCAGGGAGCUGCCAUCCAGCAAAGGGCACUAGCAGGGAGAAGAACGAGAAGGGAGAGGUGUUGCCCUCCCAGCUGGAGGCUGCCUUGCUGGCUAAAGACCGUGAAAUCCUCCGCCUUCUCGAAAACAUUCAGCGGCUGCAGUUCACACUGCAGGAAGUUCAAGAAACCUCAGCCAAUCAGAUUCUAGAGCUGGAGCGCCAGGUAGCCUAUAAGACAGAAGCUAUAGAGAGAUUAGAAGCUAAACUGCAAUCCCAGAUGGACUAUGAAGAGAUUAAAACUGAACUCAGUAUCCUAAAGGUAAUGAAGCUGGCUUCAGCCAAUGGCAGCUCAUCCCAGGAUUCUGCUAAGGCUGCAGAGGCUCUUUUGCUGGAUAAAGAGGCCUUUCUUCCAUCUCACAAGUACCUGGUGGAUAAGACCCGAAUACUACACAGCAAUGAUGAUGACCAUUCUGAGGAUGCAGGCAGGGAGAUAGGCAGGCCGCCCGGAUCCCACUCAUCCUCCUCUCAGGUGGACAGUCGUGCCUCCCCCAGCCCCGGUCCCCCCACCCUGGACCGCUCCUCCUCCAGCCAUGAUCUCCCCCGGCCUUUCUCAGUGUCGCCGUGCUCCGGGGACCGGCUGUCAGGAGACCACAUCCUCCACAAACAGCUGUUAUCUCCACACUUUAAAAAGGAUGGCCUCAUGGCUUUCCCUACCGCCCUCUAUGCAGCCAAAGUCGCGCUUAUGUCAGCCUCACAAGGGCCUGUGGGGGCGGGCAGCGUUGAUGCCGGCUUGCCCAGCGACCAGUCAGAAAGCGGCAGCUCGACCGCAGGAGACGAUGACCAACUGGACACGGCGGAGAUCGCCUUCCAGGUGAAGGAGCAGCUGCUGAAGCAUAAUAUCGGCCAGCGAGUGUUUGGCCACUAUGUGCUGGGCCUGUCCCAGGGUUCGGUCAGCGAGAUCCUGGCAAGACCCAAACCCUGGAGGAAGCUGACUGUGAAAGGCAAAGAACCUUUUAUUAAGAUGAAGCAGUUUCUGUCUGAUGAACAGAACAUUCUGGCACUCAGAACCAUCCAGGUCCGACAGAGAGGGAGCAUCACUCCACGCAUCCGAACUCCUGAAACUGGGUCAGACGACGCCAUUAGGAAUAUCCUGGAGCAGGCUAAGAAGGAGAUCCAGUCCCAGAGGGGUGAUGUCAAGUCAUCUCUAAACAGCUCAUCAGGCAGAAGCAGUAACGGGCCUGGCAGCAGCUCUGACGACACCAUAAAGAGCAUCCUCGAACAGGCCAGGAGGGAGAUGGAAGCUCAGCAGCAGGCCCUGAUGGAGAUGGAAGUGUGCGGCAGGGCUUCGACUGCUAGCUCAGGAGUUCAGGUGGAACGUCUGGGGCCCCCCGAGCGCUCCAGGGGCCUGCCUUUACCCAUCUCCAUCAAGCAAGAGGAAGGGGGCUGCAUUACAGUGUGCACAGCCAACCCCGUGAGCAGCCCCCAGACACCCCUCAGCGUCCUCUCCCCUGCCGCUUUCGUCCAGAACAUCAUCCGCAAAGUCAAAUCAGAAAUCGGCGAAGCGGGCACCUACUUCGAUCAGCACUGGUCUCAGGAGCGGGGAUCUAUGGUGCUCGGCGGCGGAAGCAGCUCUCGGCCCUUCAGCUCGGUCUCCCCUUCCUUGUCUUCCUCCUCCUCCGGGCCCUCCACCUUACCCCGGCCGUGGCUGCGUCUGGAGAACGGCGAGGGUCUCCCCAACAGUGAGGAGGCCUCUGCUGCCGAGGACGAGCUGAGCCUGAGCCGGCCAGUGGAGGUGAAGGUGGAGUCAGAUACCUCGGUAAGCGGGGAGUCCCCAGGACCCGGCCCGGGACGCCUUUCCUAUUAUCCAGCAUAUAUCCCCCGUGCACUGAAGCCCACCGUGCCCCCGCUGACACCAGAGCAGUAUGAGAUGUACAUGUACCGGGAGGUGGACACCAUCGAGCUGACUCGGCAGGUGAAGGAGAAGCUGGCAAAGAAUGGCAUCUGUCAGAGGAUCUUUGGUGAAAAGGUGCUGGGGCUUUCUCAGGGCAGCGUGAGUGAUAUGCUGUCUCGGCCCAAACCCUGGAGCAAGCUGACCCAGAAAGGCAGGGAGCCCUUCAUCCGUAUGCAGCUGUGGUUACUGGAUCAGCUAGGACAGAGCCUUAACCAGCCCCCAAACCAGGGCCACACUCAGGAUAAAAGCCCAGUGACGGCCCAGUCCUCACCAUCCCCACCUCCCAGCCCAGCAGACAGCCACCCAAGUCCCCUGGUAGAGCCUGUGAGUCUCUCCAUGGAGAGCAGUAAAGAGAACCAGCAGCCAGAGGGCCUGAGCUUGGGGUUGUCCACCCACCCAGAGGGAGUGAAAUCCACUCCCAGCCUCAUGACCUUGCAUCAGCCCACAAACCCACUGGGCAUCCAGGAGCUGGUGGCCAUGUCUCCAGAGCUAGAUACCUAUGCCAUCACCAAGAAGGUCAAAGAGGUGCUAACAGAUAAUAACUUAGGCCAGCGUCUUUUUGGGGAGACCAUCCUGGGCCUGACGCAGGGCUCGGUGUCUGACCUGCUCUCCAGACCCAAACCAUGGCACAAGCUCAGUCUGAAAGGCAGGGAGCCCUUCGUCCGCAUGCAGCUGUGGCUCAACGAUCCUCACAAUGUAGACAAGCUGAGGGCCAUGAAAAAGAUGGAGAAGAAAGCCUAUUUGAAGAGGCGAUACGGCCUGCUGAGCACCGGCUCGGACAGCGACUCGCCCAGCACUCGCUCUGAGUGUGUGAGUCCGGCUUUGGCCUCUCUGGACUUGUGCCCCUACAGCCAGGCGAAGAAGCCUCGGGUGGUGCUGGGAGCCGAAGAGAAAGAUGCCCUGAAGAAGGCCUACCUUUUAGAGCCCUACCCUUCUCAAAACACCAUCGAGAUGCUGGCGUCGCAGCUCAACCUCAAAACCAACACCGUCAUCAACUGGUUUCAUAACUACAGGUCCAGGAUGCGACGGGAGGUGCUGAUGGAGGGUCUGCCAGACAAUGACACGGAUGCUGAGCACCACAGCUACUCCCCCUCAGUGACACGGAGCCCUCACUCUGACGGAGAGGAGAGGAGGCUGCAGCAGCCCUCAGGACACAUCCAUUCCAGCCUUCCUCUUAGUGCCAACACCUCACUGCCUCAUGUCAAACAGGAGGCAUUAGACAGGGAAGACGACACAGAGGAGGGAAGGGAAAGCUCGGCGAAACAGUCCAGGGUUCAGUGUUUUCCAACAGCCGUGCCGCUGCCGCAGUUGAAAAGUGAGCACGAGGACUCCGUCGCGGGCUGUCGCGAGCCCCACUUGGCAGGCCAGAGCCUGAGGCAGGAAGAAGGUCAGGGUCUCUACCCUGGAGGGCUCUCCGUAGACGGCCCACAGAGAAGCAAUCAGACCAGGCACGAGGGGGAAGACUCCGGAAAGUCACCCGUCGACCCGGUCAGUUUCAAGGCUUCGUCAGAGCCCUGCCGCAGCAGCCUGGAGGUCUCCCUCAACUCGCCCUCUGCUGCAUCCUCACCGGGCCUCAUGAUGUCAGUCUCGCCCGUUCCCUCCUCCUCUGCGCCCAUAUCGCCCUCGCUGCCCAACCCUCCAUCGACGAGCACCAGUCACAGCCUGGACCCUAACCCGCCCCCUCCCUUCCAAAGUCCCAAACUCAACAGGAGCACUCAGAGACGCACGGAGAAAAUGGCCAACCUCAAUAACAUCAUCCACAGGUUAGAGAGAGCAGCCAAUCGAGAAGAGACUCUGGAAUGGGAGUUUUAAGUCCACUUUAGGUGUAUCCAAACCUUUGCGCCACACAGGAGAGUCUCAGAAGCUUCCUGACGUCUUUAAAUGGAGCGUGGCUCCUGAAGGCCUGUCCUCCAAGAAUGAUAACUCACAGGAAAUGGGAACACGGAGCUAAUCAUACGGUUGAAUUCCCUACAAGAACUUGAGAGUUGAAAAAAAAUUUAUAAAUGUGUAUUAGUUUGUUUGUUUUUUUUCCUUUUGAUAAUGCAUACUACUUUGAAAUAUAUGUGACAGCACUAGCUGUCAUUUUACCUAUUGGACUUGACAUGAAGACUUUUGCAGCUAUGGUGUCAUCAAAUGUACACUGAAGUUCUGUAGAUUGCCACUGGGUGAGAUUAAAAGAAGACCCCUGUCUUAAGCCAUUAAAAGCACUAUAACUAUUUGAAAAGAGACACUGACCAAAUUUGCUACUUUUUGAAUAGCAAUUUUUCAGAUUUUGUCUGUAAGACUGGACAGUUUAAGUCAAGUAACAUGAAAUCCUAUUACUGACUGAGGGAUAGUCCUUUAAGACUCUAAAUAUUCAACAUCUUGUAUGUACUUAGUUUCCUGGUGAUAUGUUUUGAAAUAUUUGUAACUCACUCGUAUAAAAUGUGGUUGUACAUGUUGUAGAAUUGUCUGCAAUAGCCUUCUCUAAACCUGAUGUAGCAUGGUACUCACCUGACCCUGUUUAUCCUCUGUAGUUAGUCACCUGUGAUUAUACUUGAGCGAAAACACGAGAAAAAAGAAAAAAGUUGAAAACCCUGCAAAAAAUGCGAAAAAAAAAAAAGGAAAUGUUAAACCUAAUGAGUAGAGUACUUUUGAAGUGUUUUUGGUUUCUUUAGUUUGCUUUGAAUAAUCCUCGAGGUUUACAGUUUAGGGCCCUUGUGCUUUUGGUAGUGAGUGCAACAGUCACUUCGCACGAGCACAGUUUACACGAUUUCUUUCUGACUUACCUCUCUGACGCUCUAAGGCACUGGUUCUCAGACUGUAACGGGCCAAGACACAGGACACCCAGUUUACCUCAGAUUAUGUUGAUGCACAUCAUGCGACGACCAUGCGUUCCAUUCUUUUGCAUAAACAUGACGCACACUUGUUUGGACCGAGGGAGGGAAGGCGCUGGCGUAUCAUGCUUCGGGUGCGAGCUCACGCCUCAGAGGGUCAAACAAUGAAGCGAGUGGUGGUGGUGAUUGGG
This is a messenger RNA of Pundamilia nyererei, 6054 nucleotides long. RefSeq names its product cut-like homeobox 2b (gene cux2b). The record is from RefSeq and is a predicted model, not a curated record. Lineage: Eukaryota; Metazoa; Chordata; Actinopteri; Cichliformes; Cichlidae. Gene Ontology annotation, biological process: regulation of transcription by RNA polymerase II. The coding region runs from base 306 to 4859 and encodes 1517 amino acids. Gene Ontology annotation, molecular function: RNA polymerase II transcription regulatory region sequence-specific DNA binding; DNA-binding transcription factor activity, RNA polymerase II-specific. The transcript is spliced from 22 exons. Gene Ontology annotation, cellular component: nucleus.